Molecule: messenger RNA, 3374 nt
Organism: Carassius auratus (goldfish)
Lineage: Eukaryota; Metazoa; Chordata; Actinopteri; Cypriniformes; Cyprinidae
Exons: 5
Coding region: 1222-2562 (446 amino acids)
Source: RefSeq, a predicted model, not a curated record
UUACAAGAACCUGGUUUCAAGCCCUUUCCAAAUCAGUUUUUAUUUCUUUCAUUGUUUGUCUGUAGCAAAAGUUAUGGUUAUCUGAAGUUAUCUGAUCACUAUGAUUUUCAGAAAUGGAAUUUCUGGUUUAACGCAAAACAGGUUUAACGCAGUCACGUCCUGCUAGCGGGACGAUUGGCACUGUGUUUAUUGCCUAUUUUUCAUAUCACAUACUUUAGUAAUCAUCAUAGAUUAGGUAUCAUUCGAGAGCUUAUGAACUCAAAAUUCGAUUGAGAGGCGAGCAAGAUCUUUUAAGCGAGCAGCUUCAGACGCCGUUGUUCUCUUGUGCUCUGCAUCUCACGCGUUGGAUACAUUUUUUUUAUAAAAACUUGCGUGCCGUUGUAGUUUACACAGGACUGUCGGGAAAUGCACAUUGAUAUACCUUUAUUCUGUUUAUUUUGAUAGGUGACAGUCUAUCACUCUGCACGUGUUCUUAAAGAGACAGUCUUUUCAGCUUGCUACUAUAAAUUGCUAUUUUUCUGCAUCAAACUAGUGAAACUUCUGCCAAUAUACAUUCAGAGAUGAUAGGCAAGAUGUUAUAGAAUAAUAAUUUAAUGAAAACCCAAUUUUGUCAAAAAACUGACAUUCAAUCUAAUUUUAGACCUUACUGAAAACGUACCUGAGCAACAUCUGAUGGGUUUUCCCAGAUAUUGUCAAUAUGGAUUCAACCGUACUGGACUAAGGAAACUGCUUUGGUGAUAGAGUCCAUCCUUGCUGAGUUCCAGGGACCAGCCGGCCUUGACAUCGAUGGCAUUCACCUGUUCAAGUCGCCAGAGGCAGUCGACGCUCACUGGGUAGUUGCGAGCAAGCACCUCAGUUGCAUGCAGGAUCCCCCUGGCAUACCGCUGUAUGUGUCUGUGAAGGUGGUGGUGAUGAACGGUGUCCGACUGAACAAGCACAAGUGCCGGCGUGGCAGCAACUCUCUGGAGGGGUUGCACGCCCACCUGUUCAACGCCGUCCCUUCACAGCGAUGUGGAAUUAUGCCAUUCCAAGUGAGUGAUUAAAACAUAAUAUAUAUAAAGCUUCAUUGCAGACGAGGAGGAGCUCCUUGGUGUCGAGUACGCCAUGUGCCAGUCCACCAGCUUCACUGCCAGGGACUAGUACGUGCAGAAAGUUGAGGAAGAGCAGUCGCGUGAGGAGGAGGAGGACGACGACGAGUCGGCUGAGCAGGAAGACGACGAGAUGGCGGAUGAGGGUCUCGGCAUGUCUUCUGAUACAGAGGAGGACCCGAUAGACAGAGUCUGUGGCAAGCACGUCGUCCUCACACAGGCAGAACAGGUGGAAGAGGAGGACAGUCCUGCCCUGCAAGAUGUGCUGAUGAGACAUCGACAUCUGCAUCUGCCAGGUAUAGAGGAAGUGGAGGCACUGGCCUUGCUCCUCCUAGAACUGGCCGACAACAGCGACCACCACUUAGUGCCGGCUGACCUCAGGCAGAAGAUCGCCGCCGCCGCCAGCUCUCUCCACGACCACGACAAGACCGCGGCCCGCUUCCUCAAGCAGUACGAGUCCAGGUGGGGUUACACCUUGUUCGGUCGGUGCCUUGGGGCGGACUCUCCCGAGACCAGAGCAGCCCAGAAGACCAAGUUUGGCUGCAUGAGGUACGCUCAGGCGGCACAGGUGACCGAGGACAGUCGCUUGCUCUACCUCCUCCUCAAGAUGCUGAAGAACCGAGCGCCGGCCAAUCAGCUCACCUCCCCCAGCAAGGUCACGGCUUCUUUGAAGGGACAGUAUAAGAGGAUUGCAGACCGAGUUCAAGACGACCCCAUCCUCAGCGGUCUCGCCAUUCCACUGCCCAACUUGAACGCCAAGUCCAUCUCGACCUUCGCUGCCAGGGAGGAGAAAAAGGCCAACUACGGGGCGACGGUACUGCCGAAGGUGACGCCUCACCUGAAAGUGCUGUCGGACGCACCGUUCCCUGAAGCUCCUGCGCUACUAACAUCCCUCCCACCCCCAGACCGGCCUCAGGUCCAGUACCAGCAUGUUCAUCACGAGGCUGGAAAAAGGCGUGGUGAGAAGCGGAGAUUAUUUGAUGAAGAGCCAGAGCCUGUGCCUCCUGUGGACUGGCCCGUUCAGCCCACAGCGUCGUCCUCCUCCACUCGGCCAAGGCCUGCUGCGUCCACCCACCUCCAGCCAAGGCCUGCUGCGUCCACCUAUGGACCACCCGCUGUGUCGGCAGCACCCAUACUGCUGGUUCUCCCCGCACAGCCACUGGCUCCCUCUGUCCUGUUUCGUGGGCCAUCGUGCAGCCAGAGCUUUGUACCUCCUGCACCAACAGUCAAGGCAUUCAUGCCGAACAAGUCCUCGUGGCCAUGUGGGGCUUGCCACGUGCCUAAUUGUGGUGGACAGCGGAAGAGGUACACACCUUCCAAGGACAAAAUGGCAGAAAGCACCCAGAAGAUAUUUUCCUUCUGUCCAUCCACUAAGAAAUCCACCACCUCUGGGUUUGACAAUGUGGUGUACGACAGCUUUGAACACUUUAAAAGUGUGGUGGAUGUGGAGUUGGAAAAGAGGAGAACUGUGUAAAUAACUGUGUAAAUAACUGUGUAAAUAACGUACCUGUGUGAUGCCACUUCUCCUGUGCCAUCUGUAGGAGAGAGAAAGAGGCUUGUUUGUUUAUUAGAUUGUACUUGAAGCACUUUGUAACACAAUCAAACAAACAAACAAUUUAUUUAUAUAGUUCAAAAGUUCAAAAAAUGCACUUUCCAGUUUUACUUUAGAAUGUUCUUGUUUGUUUUUUAUUAUUAUUUAUGUUGCUCUUAAAAUGCACUUUGUAGUAUCUUUUUUUUUUUUUAUACAAACAUGUUCUGGCCUAUGUUCAAUAUCAAGGCCAAUCUAACCUCAAUCAUUUUAGCCUUAAUCAGUUCUGAUCUAACACAAUCAGUUUUCAUAACCCUUAAGUGAUUGUUCAUGUUCAGAUAAUCUGUGUCUUUGUCUGCUUCAUGUUUAACAAAAAUUUGCCAAAGAAAACACUUUAUUUGUUGAUUAGUGACCUGAGUCUUUGGAUAAUCCUGUUCUUUAUUGGGCUUGGGCCUGUACAAAUCAAAAGUUUGUGUUUUUAAUUGUUUUUGAUUAUUAUUAAUGUUAUUUAUGUGUGCGUGUCCUUGUGAUGUUUGUAUAUCUGUCAGCUUCCAUGUUUAACAAAAUGUUUGCAAAUGGUAGUAAAUGUUUGUCUCUCGUGUUCUCGCUCGUAGAUCUGUACCUUGUUGUGGUGAGCGAGCUUUAAACCAAACAGAUCUUGUUUACUUGUGUUUCCAUGCAUUGCCUUUUAAAUGAAACACAAUCUGGGUGAAAAAUAAAAGUUGUAAAACUAUUUCAAGUAUUUUGGAGUCUCUGAA